Molecule: messenger RNA, 1041 nt
Organism: Rotaria sp. Silwood1
Lineage: Eukaryota; Metazoa; Rotifera; Eurotatoria; Philodinida; Philodinidae
Source: the annotation of a GenBank genome assembly
AUGGCAAUUAAUGAACGAAGUAAACGAAAUACGAUGGAACGAAUCACUGUAAAUGAAAUUUUCAAUGAAUUGGAACGUAGUAAUAAAAGAGAUGAUCAAGAAGCCGAAGAAAAAGCAUUAGAACAUUUUCAAGCAAGCUACAGUACUCAAGCGAAAUUUUCAAAUACAAAAGAGCAAAAAUAUUUUCUGAGUAUUUUGCGUUUUCUUAUGAAGAAAAAAUUACUUGACUCUUCAACGACACUCGUCUCGUUAACUGCAUUUUAUUGUUUACGAAUUUUAUUACGUGAUCCUGAUUACCUACUUAUCUUCGUUCAAGAAAAUGGAUUAAACGGUUUGAAAAAACAAAUGGAUAUCUAUAUUCAUAGGCUUUCACCAGAUUUAUCUGAUAGCAGUAAUGAAUCAUCAUCUAUAGCGUCUAAAGUUCUAGGACAUAUGCUUAAUAUUCUUCAAAAAAUUUUAAAGAGUACACCAAAUCAUGUUGAACGAGAGCAUUUAAUAUCGAGUAAUAUGAUUGAAUCAAUUACACAUUUAUUAAAUAAUAAUCGAGAUUCUCCACUAUUACAUGAUACAUUAAGAUUAUUAUUACAUAUGAUUGAUAAAACAGAAUUUUAUAUAACUGAAUUUCUUAAAGCAGAAACUAUUGAAAAUUUACUUCAUCUACUUGAAUAUAAAGAUCUUGAAACAACACAACUAUCUUUGCAUCUUAUGCAAACUUUUCUUGCACAUCCUGAAGCACGUCAAUAUAUUCCACAUAUACCAACUGAUUUUCUAGAUACAUUUACAAGUUAUUUGAGUCAUAAUAAUGUUAAAGUUCUUGAACAUGCUAUUUGGUGUUUAAGAAGUUGUGCUGAUAAUGAAGAUGGGCGAAGAAAAAUACGUUUAACUGGAGCUAUUCCACUAUUGCUUUCACUUCUAGAAAAUGGAAAUCGUUUUGAUUUUUCAUGUCCAUCAAUAAAUGCAAAUCAAAAACGACCCGGAUCCAUUUCAAAAAGAACUGUUCGAGCAGAUUCAGAGGUAACUAAUCCGAUUAUUUUAAUUUAA